Molecule: messenger RNA, 9180 nt
Organism: Nymphalis io (European peacock)
Lineage: Eukaryota; Metazoa; Arthropoda; Insecta; Lepidoptera; Nymphalidae
Gene: Piezo
Product: piezo-type mechanosensitive ion channel component
Exons: 53
Coding region: 190-7839 (2549 amino acids)
Source: RefSeq, a predicted model, not a curated record
GAGAGGUGGUCGUGUUUUGGUUUUGAAAAUUUUCACUAUGCAAAAAUGAAUAGGAAGUACGAAAGUUUAUUUUACCAAAAACUAUUAGUUUAAACUUUGCUAAGUGUUUAAACAAUAAAGUAGUUUUUAGUGAUGUUUUAAUUUCAAAUGCUAUUUGUAUAUUGGACACUUUAGUAUAAAAUAAAUACAAUGCAUAAAUACUAUAUCUCGGUAUUAUUAGUGCGCUUGGUUCUACCAGCGUCACUGCUUCUUGGUAUUGCACUGCGGCCUUUCGGUCUUUCUCUUAUAUAUUUGCUGUUAUACUUGAUAGCGCCGUUUCCACAAGUACCAGAUUCCAAAACAUUCCGAGGCUGUCGAGGCAAAUAUCUCCAACUCAAUCUAGCUGUCUCCGCGUUGCUUUUGCUCGUUCAUGCAAUAUGGCACAGUGUCCUGGCGGGUUUUGCGCCUUAUGGCUCUCUUUUCGAGGAUUAUCCAAUCAUCCAAACGAUCGGAUUCAAUCUUGGCCUUGUAUCAUAUGCGGGUAUAGAUCCACUUAUGGCAGUGCAUUAUCUUGCACCUGAGUUGGUAGUAAUGGGCACAUCAUUAGUGGUGAACUUGAUGGUGCGUUCUCUUCUCGUUGGAUCUUCUAAUGAUGAAGUUAUUAGAAAAGAUUCCAAGCAUCAGCGGUUUCCUUUGCUCACUAGCGCAGGAAAAUAUCUCGCACUACUCCUUUUAAUGGCAUCGGGAAUAAUGCGUCCCAGUGUAACAUCAGGGAUAUAUUUCUUGGUGUUUAUGGGAGCGGCAACAGCAUGGGCUGUAGGAAAUCCUCUAGAACGAGGAUUUGCCGUGGUGAGCCGCUGUAUCAUGGCCAUUAUGGGCGUCCAUAUCGCAGUACUUCUUGUUUACCAGUGCACUUGGAUUAUAGAUAUUUUUCCACCGGAAACGAAUCUAGCUAGAUAUUUUGGUCUUACAAAACUAGUUAUACUUAACGUAACAGACACAUCGAGUUUUACGUAUGAAGUGACCGACGAUCAUAUGUGGGCUACCUUGGCUAGUCCCUUAGUGAUACUAUUUUCCUACUUUUUCCUCGCUAUAGAAACGCGAGAGCUCUUCAAACCGAAGGCGAAGAAAAAAAGUGCUUUAACCGGCCUCGAAGCGGGUAAACUGAACGGUUCUUUGGUGCGCGGCGUGUCCUUCCACCGCAGCAGCAGGCACGCGCCGCGCGACAAGUGGAAGAACGCCACGAAGAAAGUUCGCCUCCUUCGUAGCAUGAGCCCUAGUAAGCGUUGGUCGAGCGUCCGAACCAGCUCGGUCACGCGUCAACUGCACCAAGAUUCCACCGGUUCCGUCGUUGUACCUGAUGAAGAAUCAGUAAUGGAUAUAGAAGAGCCCACAUUAAUGGAUGAUAUUGUGGCUGCUGUUGUUGAUUUCUUCCAAGUAUUAAUCAGAUCUUCCUACAUAGCGACAACGAUAACAAUGAUGGCUUGGAGUAUAAUGUUCCACUCGUGGUUGACAUUCGUGUUCCUCAUGUGGGCAAAUAUCGUGUGGCUGUGUCAGGAUCAGCGCUCCUUCAUGUUGAAGACAAGUCCCGUGCUGGUUUGCUACGCAAUGUUACUGCUCAUCGCGCAGUACAUAUACGGCAUGAAUCUUACGGAGAACGAGCUACCGUCUAAUAUAACAGAAAGUUUUUUACCAAUUUCUUUACUCUUUGCGAACCUGCACCAGAUAGGCCUGGGCCGGGAGGAGGGCGAGCCGUGCGUGCCGCUGCUGAUCAAGUCGCUGUUCACGUGCAUGUUCUGGGUGACGCUGCGCCAGCGCGUGCAGGAGCUGCGGCGCCGCCGGCACUCCGCCGUCGUCACCGACAUGGCGGCGCCGCUGCACCUCACCGCCUCCGCGGCCGCCAGCGGUGUGGACGCCUCUCGUGAAGAGGAGCGACGGUCACGCUUGCUGGUAGCGUUAGGCGAGUGGUUGCGAGCUGCCUGCGCGCGGUACUGGAUCUACGUCGUGGUCAUCAUGCUCUUCGUGAUCGGCAUCACGGGUGACCGGAUGACCAUCUUCAGGAUCAUAUACAUGUUCCUUUUCCUCUUUUUCAUACUCAUGUUCCAGAUAAGUUGGUACUGGUGGCGUCGUCUGAUGUACGUUUUUUGGAUAACAGUGAUUAUAUAUUCAAUGAUCAAUCUCAUUCUAAUAUAUAUAUACCAAUUUGACAAUUUUUCGAAGACGAUAGAAACUUAUUUGAUGAUCAACGAGAGAUUGCAACAUGAUUUGGGUUUGGAGCCAUAUCAUCGGGCAGACCUUUUCGUAAAACUUUUAACGCCCACCUUAUUUCUUAUCAUUACUAUAAUGCAGGUGCACUAUUUCCAUAAAGACUUUAUGGCAUUAUCCGAUCCGAAAACGAGGACAAAUAGUAUAGCUAGAGAAGUAGACUCAAGUAGACCGAGUCAAGGCGGUACUUCCACUAUGAAAGAUGAUCUGCCACCGCUGCCACUAGAAGGUAGACCCGCUAACGAGCACUCCGACACUGACACUGAAGUAGAGCAGUCCAUAGGGACGUCCUCCUUCAAUACUGCCGCUCGCCGCUCCGUGCACAGGAGGUCCCCGCGGCGGGCGGCGCGCGCGCGCUGGUGCCGCGCGGCGCGCGCGUGGGCGUGGCGGCGCGGCGGCGCGCUGCGGCGGCGGCUCGGCGACUGGGCCGACAAGGCCUUCACCUUACUCGACAUACAUCUCAUCAAGAUCGUCUUCCUCUCGCUCAUGCUCCUCUGCGUCUUUAAUGUCUGCGCCAUGCACGUUCCAAUAAUGAUAAUUAUCUCACCGGCGCUGUUGCUAAGCUCUCGAAAGCAAAGAAUAUGUGUAUUAUUAAUAUCAACUUUAAUUAGUGUAUAUUUUAUGGCGAAGAUGGUCUAUCAGAUAGAAUAUAUAAAGCAUUCAUUUUUUGACGUAAAUUGUACAAAGCCAGGAGAGAACAAUACACUGAAUACUACAGUAUACAACAACGCUGAAUGGGUUGGGUUCAGUAAGGCGACGUCAAAGCGACCUCUAGUGGUGCUCUUGAAGGGCUACAUUGGCCUUAUCGCUCUUUUCACCUUCUAUUCUCUGGUUAGGUAUAGGCAGCAAACGCUCAGGACCAUGGGUCUCCUGCCGACUAACAAGGAGAAGAUAAUGUUUCCAGACGUUACUCGCGUAGAUGCGGAUAAAAACCUGAUGCACUGCUUUAAGUAUUUAGUGAACUACGGCUUCUACAAGUUCGGAGUUGAGAUCUCGCUGAUGUGCCUGAUGGGCGUGAUCGGCUCGCGCAUGGACGUGUGCGCCGUGCUGUACGCGGGCUGGCUGCUGGCGCUGGCGGCGGCGCGGCGCGCGCGCCUGGCGCGCCUGUGGCCCGCCUUCACCGCCUGCGUCACCGUGCUCGUGCCGCUGCAGUACAUGCUGGCCGUCGGCUUCGUGCCGCAGCUCUGUCUGCGCUACCCCUGGAGCGGCAGCGACCAGCAAAUGAAACACAUCCGCACAUGGCUCUUUUUACCGUACGACGACGAGCCCCCGCACGCGGUGAAGCUCAUAUUCGACUACUUCUUGCUUUUGUUCGCUGCGCGCCAGUUGAGAGUCUUUCGCGUUGAAAAAGUACACGGCGAAUCUUACGCCGGCGGUUCCAACAGCGAGGACAUCGGCAGAGACUGGGAAACCCCCAACUUUGUUAAUCCAGUACCAGACUUUUUAGGAUAUGUCGGAUCAUGGUUAGAUGUCUUGAAAAGAAUGGUAUUUCUGGGCAUGCUGUGGGUGACCCUCGCCAUUAUGUUCAUGACGGGCACCAACCGCGUCAAUCUGUUUUCAAUGGGCUACCUCAUCGGUUCCUUCAUAUUCCUGUGGCAAGGGACAGAUUUCUAUUUACGUCCGAAGGAAGCAAUAUUGCAAUGGUGGUCCUGGCUCCUACGCUACAAUGUGUCGGUGGUGGUAGUGAAGGCGCUACUGCAGAUCCCGGGCUGCAUGUUCAGCUCAGUGCUGCAGGAACACGCGUGCUGGCUCGUGCAGCUGCUGGGUAUCGGUUGCGUCGACAAGUUCGCCGGAGGAAACAUCGCCAGGUUUCUUAAGAUGCAGUAUGACAAGGAUUCAAUGUGUUCAGUUCCUCAAGAAGACAUUGGUUUGGCGUGGGAUGGAGUUUGUUUCGCCUUCCUAAUAUUACAAAGAAGACUUUUCCAUAGUUACUAUUUCUAUAGAGUCAUUGAUGAAAGCAAGGCUACCACUGUCCUCGCAUCUAGAGGUGCGGAUUUAAUUGAGGAACUUCGGCAAAAACAAAUGAACAUUCAAGAGGAACAAGAAGUAAAGAUAUUGGAAAAGAUCAAAGUUAAAAUGGAACGAAUUAAAGCAAAUCAGAAGAAGAUACAGGGAGUUAUGUCAAAGGAGCCCGUGCACCACGACGCAGCACGCGUGAGACCUCCGUUUAAGCCGCCCGCCAGCCAUCAGAAGGCGGUGCGUUCCGGAGACUACUACAUGUUUGAUGAAUUUGACGAUACUGACGUACAUCUGAAAGAUGAUGAGUCCAGUUCAGACGAAGACGCACCAAAGACUAUGGGCUUCGGGAAGCUCGUGUCGACGGCCAUCAAGACGGACGUGCGGCGCGCCGUGUCGCUGCGCCGCGCGUCCGCGCCCGCCGUGCGCACGCGCGCCUCCUCGCUCACCUUCCCCUUCUCCUACCCGCGCCAGGGUCGGACAACUUCACCUCGGUCAGAGGCUGUACGGGAAGCAGACGUGGACGUAAAGAUACUAGAGCAGGACCGGCCCGGACCUUCAUCAGAACUAGACGAAUUCGCACCGCCACCAGAAUCGGAGUCAUUCAUUGAUAAAGUAAAGAGCUUUUUAGACACAGCUGGCGCCUUUAUAUCCAGUAUACUUGUAUCCUUGACGCGUCACCUAAUGAAGUAUUCGCGAGAUUACAGAUAUGUGUCGCGUACGUUAUCUUUUGAAAAGAAAAGGCUAAAGGAGAAAGAAGGUUUCGGUAUCGGGCGAAGAGAAGGUUCACAGAUGAUUUGGGAGCCGCUACCCGAAACUCUGUUGCAUCACCGUAAGUUAAGCGAUUUAAGCGUCCCGGAGAUCCGUAUCUUGGCGGCCAGCGUGGAGGGCGGGCUGGACGUCGCCUCGAGCGCGUCCUCCGACGACACCUCCGAACACGAGAGCGCGUUUAGCUUACAGACUACCGAAAGUAAGGAUGUGACGACGUUGGAAGAGCAAGACGACUCGAUGUUUAAGCAAGAAAAGCCUCCAAUAAUACAUCUCAUUUAUGCGUUGUGGUACGCGGUGCUGGCACAUACCGACAUUGUCUGUUACAUUAUGGUGUUCAUAAAUCAGAUCCAGUCGGCGACGAUUCUCUCCAUCCCAUUACCUCUUAUGGUGUUUUUAUGGGGAACUUUGACCAUACCGCGACCAACUAAAACCUUUUGGGUUACUCUCAUUGCAUACACUGAGGUCAUAGUACUAAUAAAGAGCAUGUUCCAAUUCGAAAUCUUACCCUGGAACCAAAAAGCCAUACCGGCCAACAUGCCAUUUACCGCGCCGAGAAUAAUCGGAAUAGAGAGGAAAUUCAACUAUGCGUUAUAUGACCUACUUCUUCUACUCAUUAUAUUUUUACAUAGAUUCAUGUUGAAAUCGCUGGGGCUGUGGAAGGAAUCAACGCCGGAGGUAGAAUUGAAAGAGGAUAUGGAGUAUCCCUUGAGCUCUGCUGAUACCCAAAUGUUGGUGGAAGGUCGAGGCGCAGAAGUCGGUCGGAAGUAUCUGGAAAUGCACGAAAGGCCGACCCCGCCCGAAGAAACGGAAACGAAUGAAACAUCUGAAACUCCGAAAAAGACGGUAGAACUGAGAGAACCAGAGCGAACGGAUGAUCGCGACAUAGAACCAGAACCCGGUCCCUCUAAAGUCAUGGACGAUGACCAUUACAAUGUAAAUGACGACCAAGAACCGAUAAUUGCCGUAGCGACGACGUUAGAGGAUACGUACAGUAACUAUCCUCAAGUAAUCGUCCUAUCCGUGAAGCGCUACCUGCAGCCCACGCGGCACUUCUUCCAGCGCAUGUUGGCCCCGGGUGCGCGCGUGACGGCCGACAUCUACGCCUACAUGUUUCUUUGCGACUUCUUCAACUUUCUCGUCGUUAUAUUCGGCUUCGCUGCUUUCGGAACUCACCAAGGGGACGGCGGAGUGCAAGCUUAUCUGGAAGAGAACAAAGUACCGAUCCCAUUUUUGGUGAUGUUGAUUCUUCAAUUCGGUCUGAUAGUGAUAGACCGCGCGCUCUACCUCCGCAAGUUCAUGCUGGGCAAGAUAUUAUUCCAAUACGCACUCAUCAUCGGCGUGCACAUCUGGAUGUUCUUCGUGCUACCUUUCAUCACUGAAAGAACGUUCAACGCUCUGUUGCCGCCGCCAAUGUGGUACAUGUUGAAGUGCGUCUACCUGCUGCUGUCCGCUUACCAGAUCCGCUGUGGUUAUCCGCGCCGUAUCAUCGGCAACUUCCUCUGCAAGUCCUACCACUUCCUCAACAUGGUUUGCUUUAGAGGAUUCAUGGCGGUGCCUUUCUUGUUCGAGUUACGCACGUUGAUGGACUGGAUCUGGACGGACACAUCUAUGACGCUCAUGGAUUGGCUCAAGAUGGAGGAUAUAUUCGCCAGCGUUUUCUUACUAAAGUGCUCGCGCUACGUGGAGGACGAGUUCCCGCAGCCGCGCGGCGCCAAGAAGUCCACGACGUCCAAGUACCUGCUGGGCGGCGGAGUGCUCGCCUUCGUCAUCGCCAUCAUCUGGUUCCCGCUCGUCUUCUUCGCCUUCGGAAACUCGGUUGGGCAACCGAAUCCACCGACAGACGUUACGGUGAAAAUUCGUAUUGGGCCAUUUUUACCAGUCUACCAGAUGUCGGCACAAUCACACAAUAUAGAUGUCUUUACGGAGCAGGACUACACUCAGCUGAGCAACCAGUACGCGCGCGACCGCACGGCGCAGACGUUCCUGUCCAACUACAUGUACAACGACGUGGCCGUGGUCACCAUCAACCCCAACUCCACCAUGACGUGGCAGAUCUCGCCGCCCGAGCUCGCCCGCCUCGAGAGGGAGGCCGUCUCCAAUGCAUCGCUUGCGGUUAAAUUCACGUACGUGAUCACUCAUCCGAGCAACAACGCGCAGAACCCGCCCACCAUAGACAACAACCGCGAGGUGCCGCUCGACGCCUACAUCGACGGGAAGCGCAACCCCGAGAGGGAGACGUUGCUGAAGCUGCUCGCGGACACCGCCAAGCCCGACACUUGGCUUAAUGUGAAGAUGCUUUUCCCGAAAUUCCUAAAAGUCUUCAAUAAAGGCACCACUAAACCUGCCUACCAAUUAAUGCCACCAAUAUCGGGGACCGAGCACGACGACGCGCGGUUUUACCGCGACGUGCAGCUGCGCCUCGAGCGGGAGGGCGACAGCGUGUACUGGCGCGUGCGGGAGGCCUGCCAGCAGUCCGAUUACCUUGCGGCGAUCCCGAUGAACAACUGCGAUAUGCUCGUCAUGUACACUUUCAAUGACAAACUCUUCCCGGAGACUCUCAAUUUUAUAUCAGGGGGAGGAAUAAUCGGCCUGUACACGACGUUCGUGUUCCUGGCGUCGCGCGUGCUGCGCGGCUUCUUCUCGGGCAUCUACACCAAGAUCAUGUUCGACGACCUGCCAAACGUGGACCGCGUGCUGCAGCUUUGUCUCGACAUCUACCUGGUUCGCGAGGCUUUGGAGCUGUCACUAGAAGAAGACCUAUUUGCGAAAUUAGUGUUCUUGUAUCGAUCGCCAGAGACCAUGAUAAAAUGGAGUCGACCGAAGGAAGAAGACAGUCAAGAACAAAGAGCACUACCAGCUCCGAACUGAUCUGCAUUGAAGUAAUAAUUGAUUCAGUGAUACAUAUUCCCAUAUGUCGAGAUUUAUAAUGAUCAAUUAAAAGAAGGAAAAUGAAGUAGAUAAUUAUUGAAUAAGAGGAUGUUUCCUAUUACGACGAAUAUCUUUUAAAAUAGGUUUCAUAUAUUCGCAUAUAUUAUACAUUUUUAUACAAAUAUAAACGUAGUAGCUAAAAAUUUUACUUAAAAAAUGUAAUUAAUAAAAUAGAGCCAAUUUUAUAUAUAUUGUUGUAAGAAUUCGGUAACUUGUACGUCCAUAUAAUGUCAGCUUCAAAUCUCUGAUUAAUUUAUGAAUCUUAGAAAUGAAUAAUCCGAUGAUACAUUAUAAUAUGUCUAUAUAUGUAUUUUUUAUGUUAAUCAUAAACGUAAAAAGUCCAAGAAAUCGAUGGACCGAUGCUACCAUUAGAGAGACCACAUAAAUGAAUAUAGUUUAGGAUAUAAAAUACGUAAGCUGUACAGUAAGAAGGUAAUUAGGAUCCUUAAGAAUAAUGCCUCUGCUUAAAUAUUGGAUAAAAUUUAACCUGAGAAAAGCAUAAUGUAAUAAGUCGGUCACAUAUGGAUAUGUGUUGUCCAUAGUCUCUCACCCUUGAAAAUAAAAAUAAAACCUAAUAAGCCUAUCGUACUACGUAACAAUUAAUUGAUGUACAUGCCGCAUAUAGCUCGUAAUAGCUUUGAUACAGGUAAUAUUUGGUAUAUAUUUAGAAACCUAUAAUAGAAACAUGGUGCAUAUAUAUUUAUGGAAUAGCAACAAUGUAGGGAUCCAUCCAUAGAUUAUUGAGAAAUCAUCCAGAUAUUAAGUAUUUAUAACUAUUUCUAGCACAAUAUUUGUACUUUCUACCUGCACAUGAUAAUUAAUUAGUACUUAAUAAAUAAAAAACUUGUAGUAUCUUUACGCUCUCUAAAUGUAAAACAUUAAUUUGUCAUAUUUCAAUUUCAUUGAGUAUCUUACUAGUCUUAUAUUACACAUUUUAUUUUUGGAGAUUAAAUGCUGUAGUCCUACUCAAGCUUCUUCUAUUUACCUAACUUAAAGUAAUUAUAUUAUUUCUAGAUUUCCUUUUUUACUUUCUUUUUUUAUCUAACAGUCUUAUUGUAUUAUAUACAAUGUUGAAUAAUAUUAUAAUUGUUAAAAUACCCUUCGUUAUGUGUAAACAUUUUAUCAAUGUUAAAUUUAUGCAAUAAAUAUAUUGGUUUAUAUAAUAUAUAAUAAAUAUAACUUUUACCUCAAUCGUGUUGAAUGCAUUUUUGAUAUUAUAAUUUAUUAAAUUAUUAAGUACAAAUAUUAUGUGUACAUUUUGUAACAUUGUUAUAUUUAAGC